This is a messenger RNA of Bursaphelenchus okinawaensis, 1007 nucleotides long. The record is from the annotation of a GenBank genome assembly. NCBI's taxonomy places the organism in Eukaryota, Metazoa, Nematoda, Chromadorea, Rhabditida, Aphelenchoididae.
AUGUCUCUCCCAAAUAAGGACAACAUUCCAUCUGCGGCUUUAGGUUUACCACCUGGAUCUAACAAAUAUCGGAACCAAGAGCUGGUUUUAUAUGGUUCAAUUAAGGAGAGUUUUAAAGACCAUCUACUACAACGUCUUCGAGGUCUUUGUGACCCACAUGAAGUCAAGUUCUCUGAACAUGAAAUGGUAUUCACUUUAAGUAAGAUUUUGAACGUUUUUGUGUUUUCUUUCUUUAGAUUUUUAUGUUAUUCACCAUGCUGUGUUGGAAAGGUGUUAGACAUCAUAAAAAAAUUAGUACUUGGUCAAAAAAGCUACGAUUGAAAUUUUGUGAAAAGUAGCAUUUACUAUGCGUCACGAUAACACAAAAUUUUUAAUUUACAACUUUUUAAAUUUUUUGUAAAAUCUUAAAAAGUAAUCUUUGUUACCUAUAUUAUUGUAGAAGCGGGAGAUGCGCCAGUACAAGUGCGAAUGCGGAGACGAAUGUAUCACGAUAGCCAUUCCUGGCAUUGUAAGUAUAUUGGAAGUCAGGAGCCAGACCCGAAAUGUCCUGUAAUUGUGCGGAAAUGCGUUGAUUCGUUUAUCAGCUCACAUAACAUGAUGGACUUUUUGAAAGCUUUGGGGUUACGAAUGGAUUACGAAUAUCUGACAGAUGGAGUGUUGUUCACUUGGGGCAAUAUUAAAGUAAGAAAUUUUUUUAUUUUAUGUUUUUUACCAUUAUUUUUGCAUAUUUAUGUAUUUUCAUUUUUCAAUCGCUGUUUUUCAGGUAUACGUGACAAGGAUAACAUACACGAAUACGACUGGAAAAUACGAGCAAGAAAACAGAUUCCGUUUAUCAGAAGAUGCUUUGUUUGUUGAAGCCUCGACUACACUACCAGAACAAGCUGAUUAUAAUCAGGCGGCCAAACAAUUGAGGGAUUUCGCUGAUCAACUUGAACCGUAAGUCAUAUUGAUAUAGAUUGGUUAUUUUUAAAUUUAGGUUGUGCAAAAUGCAGAAAAUGGACUAUUAA